AUGAAUAUCUUUAAGGAGGCAGCAGGAAAUCCUCUACAACCAACCUUAAAUGGCACCAAGGUGCAGCCAUAUCCUCUCUCACGGACUUCAAUCACCAAUUCCUCAUACCGAAGCAACUUUCUUUCAUGGGCCUCUUUAAUUCCUUCUUCCCAUGCCACUGUCAGUUCGCCAAGCAACAGAUGUUGCUUCUCGAUAUCAGUUAAGACCAGAUCUGGUCUCAGACCAGACACAAUGACCUUCACUGGCGGUGUACCAUCAACCAACACUCUCCACAUCCUUGAGGCUUCAGACCCGGUUUUCUGUCUUGUGUCAGUCGCACCUUGCUUCAGGAAGGCUGCCUUUCGCAGGUCUGUCGAGGGUAUGCUAGCAUUUCUCGCAGCUGCUGCCACAACCUCCAGAACCAAGUUAUGCCUGAAGGUGUACCAGCCGUUCUGUAGCGCCUUCGGGCAGGAUGACAGUAUGUGGCACAGCUCUUCCUGCUCAACACAGAAUGAUCCGCUAGUCUUCUCCCUAAACAACUGCUUCGUGAAGCGGAACGGACUUUCCGUGAAUGACUCCCGGGCCUUGGCAGCCUCCUGUCGCUUUUUGGCAAGCCGUUCCCUAUCUAUAUAUGUAUAUAUCUCUCUACCACAUUCUGUUUACCUUUGUUUCUUUCUAUCUAUCUAUCUAUCUAUCUAUCUAUCUAUCUAUCUAUCUAUCUAUCUAUCUCAGUCUUUCUUUCUUUCCCAUCUUUCUAUCUUAGUGUUUUCAGAUCUAUCUAUCUAUCUAUCUAUCUAUCUAUCUAUCUAUCUAUCUAUCUAUCUAUCUCAGUCUUUCUUUCUUUCUUUCUUUCUUUUCUUUCUUUUUCUUAGUGUGUUUUCCCAUCUUUCUAUCUUAGUGUUUUCAGAUCUAUCUAUCUAUCUAUCUAUCUAUCUAUCUAUCUAUCUAUCUAUCUAUCUUAGUCUUUUCAGAUCUAUCUAUCUAUCUAUCUAUCUAUCUAUCUAUCUAUCUAUCUAUCUAUCUAUCUCAGUCUUUCUUUCUUUCUUUCUUUCUUAUCUUUCUCUCUUUCUUUCGUUCUUUCUUUCUUUUUUUUCUUUGUUUUCCUAUCUAUCUAUCUAUCUAUCUAUCUAUCUAUCUAUCUAUCUAUCUAUCUACAGGUUUGUUCGUAUCUAUCUAUCUAUCUAUCUAUCUAUCUAUCUAUCUAUCAGUCUGUUCGAAUCUAUCAUUUUGUCAGAAAAUAUCUAUCUAUCUAUCUAUCUAUCUAUAUAUAUAUAUAUCCUUUUGUCAGUAAAUUUGUAUCUAUCUAUCUAUCUAUUCAUUAUCUAUCUAUCUAUCUAUCUAUCUAUGUCUAUUCAUUAUCUAUCUAUCUAUCUAUCUAUAUAUCUAUCUAUCUCUCUCUCUCUCUCUAUAUAUAUAUAUAUAUAUAUAUAUAUAUAUAUAUAUCCUUUUGUCAGUAAAUUUCUAUCUAUCUAUCAGUUUGUUCGUAUUUAUCUAUCUAUCUAUCUAUCUAUCAUCUAUCUAUCUAUCAUUUUUUUGUUCCUAUCUAUCUAUCUAUCUAUCUAUCUAUCUAUCUAUCUAUCUAUCUAUCUAUCAGUCUGUUCGAAACUAUCAUUAUGGCAGAAAAUAUCUAUCUAUCUAUAUAUCUAUCUGUUUGUAAAUAUCUAUCGCUUCCUCAGUAAAUAUCUACCUACCUAUCUCUCUUUCUCUCUCUCUCUCUCCUUCCCUCUAUUAAAUAAAUGA
Molecule: messenger RNA, 1719 nt
Organism: Acanthosepion pharaonis
Lineage: Eukaryota; Metazoa; Mollusca; Cephalopoda; Sepiida; Sepiidae
Source: the annotation of a GenBank genome assembly